GUUAAUUUCAGAACAUCCUGUAGAGCGAUAAAUACAAGAAACCGGCGUCGCAUGAAGAGAUUGUGAAUUCAAGGGCGUGUACAUAUCGUAAAAUAGUGUUUUUGUUUCUUGCCUUCGCUAUGUCACUCCGUUCUUAGCUUCCAUCGAGAUUCACAUUUCCUCUUUGCCUUUUACAUAAAAAUCAUCGUGGGAAAAUGGGCCAACGUGUGUCAAGGACGGACUUUGAGUGGGUUUAUACGGAAGAGCCGCAUGCCUCGAGACGCAAAAUAAUUCUAGAGAAAUACCCACAGAUUAAAAAAUUGUUUGGAUCUGAUCCAAACUUUAAAUGGAUUGUAACUGGAAUGGUAUUAAUACAGUUUUUGUCAUUUUUCAUUGUCAAAGAUUUAAGUUAUCCAAAACUUUUGCUAUUAGCAUAUUGCUUUGGUGGUGUAAUAAAUCAUUCUCUUAUGCUUGCGAUACAUGAAAUUUCUCAUAAUCUUGCCUUUGGACAUGCCAGACCUAUGGCUAAUCGACUGUUUGGCUUUUUUGCAAAUUUGCCAAUAGGGUUACCGAUAUCUAUUAGUUUUAAAAAAUAUCAUCUUGAGCACCAUCGUUAUCAGGGAGAUGAGAAAUUAGAUACAGAUUUGCCAACGUUAUUAGAGGCAAAGUUGUUCAGUACAACCCUUGGGAAGUUCUGUUGGGUAUUGUUGCAACCAUUUUUCUAUGCAUUCCGACCUCUUGUAACAUAUCCAAAGAUACCAACUUCUUUGGAAUACAUCAAUUUAGUUAUACAAUUGACAUUUGAUGGUUGUGUAUGGUACUUUUUUGGUGGUAAAGUAUUGGUUUAUUUGCUUAUUGGCUCAGUCAUGGCAAUGGGAUUGCAUCCUGUGGCAGGACAUUUUAUAUCAGAACAUUAUAUGUAUAAAAAAGGUUUUGAGACAUAUAGUUAUUAUGGGCCCUUGAAUUUCAUCACUUUCAAUGUCGGAUAUCACAAUGAGCAUCAUGACUUUCCUGCAGUGCCUGGUUCGAGAUUGCCAGAAGUAAAACGUAUAGCUGCAGAAUUUUACGACAAUUUGCCACAGCAUAAUUCAUGGAUUUCUGUUUUGUACGAUUUCGUGAUGGAUCCUGAAAUUGGGCCAUAUGCAAGAAUGAAAAGAAGGCAUCGUGGUUUAGAUCAAUAGAUCUAUUAAUUUCUCAAAUUUUCUAUAGGAAUGUAUUAUAUAUAAUCAUAAGAUUUAUAUUUACAUUAUUAAUUCUAUUACUAUGAAAAAUUGCAUAUUUGUGGGGGAAUAUAAUUUAGAUACAUACUUUAUCAUUUGAAACAAAACACAAAUGACACAUGUUGGAAAUUACGAUGGCAUAUUUGCCUAUGUUAUAGAUGCAGAAGAGAUUAAGUGAUAUUAAUCUAUGGUAAAUAUCUUCUCAAUAUUCUUAUCUUAUCAAGUUGUUCAUAUCUCGUAAGUUUUUGUUUUCUAGAAUCUAGUCAUGAUAUCAGCAUUUUUUGAUUAAUUUGGAAAAAAUAUUUUUUUUCUUAGCACAAUGAAGAAAAUAAAAAAAGAACAUGAUUUAUUUUCAAUUUUUUCUCUAUAAUUGGCUAUCACAUUUCUUUCUUCUAAUAUUCUUAUCUUAUUAAUUGUGAUUAUUGACAUUUUCGACAAAAGCGAGUUUAAAUUCGAAAAUGAUUAAUGCUGUGUCUAUAGCUCUGCGUCUACAAUUUAAUAUAUAUAUAUCCAAUUGAGUUUGUAUAAAAUCAAAAUUGAAUUGAAUUUCUUUCAGAGCAAUUUAACCUGUGUCAAAAAUGCUAUAUAUUUUACAAAAUAGCAAAUUUAUAAUACGAAAGUAUACUCUGUAUACUUUUAUCUCUAAUAAUUUUUUCAUCGAUGUAACAUUGCCAUUAAAUACUCAGGUUUUAUUCAGAAAAGUGCAUAUGAUAGCAUAUGUUGUAUAUUAUGAACUUGUAUAUAUAUUAUUUUAAUGAAAUGCAAAUUGAUACAAACUAUUUG
Formica exsecta is the source of this 1982-nucleotide messenger RNA. It is a transcript of the gene ifc, whose product is annotated as sphingolipid delta(4)-desaturase DES1. The coding region runs from base 195 to 1160 and encodes 321 amino acids. Gene Ontology annotation, cellular component: membrane. Gene Ontology annotation, biological process: ceramide biosynthetic process. The transcript is spliced from 6 exons. Gene Ontology annotation, molecular function: sphingolipid delta-4 desaturase activity. The record is from RefSeq and is a predicted model, not a curated record. Lineage: Eukaryota; Metazoa; Arthropoda; Insecta; Hymenoptera; Formicidae.